Molecule: messenger RNA, 987 nt
Organism: Alternaria triticimaculans
Lineage: Eukaryota; Fungi; Ascomycota; Dothideomycetes; Pleosporales; Pleosporaceae
Exons: 1
Coding region: 1-987 (328 amino acids)
Source: RefSeq, a predicted model, not a curated record
AUGCGGAAGAUACAGUCAUGGAAGGACAAGAUAAUCGCCUUCACUAAUCGACGAAAGGCGGAAUUUUCUUACGUUGCAAAUGAUUCGACUGCGGCUCAGGCAGAAUCAUCUUCGCCUACCGCGCAAAUCAGUGCAGCAGUCGCGCAACCUGCAGCGAAACGCACCUUUGGGAUUGCUGAACUGCGUGAGAACAUUCUCUGUCGGUUGGACGUCUACAGUCGAUUGGGUGCUUGGAGGGUGUCAAGCUCGUGGCACGGCACUAUCGAACACAUUUUCCAAUCUGACAACCACAACCGCCGCCUGUACGAUCCUGUAGAAUAUGGCGACGCUCAGAUUUCUGGAAAGACCCCAGCGUGGUUACAGCCCAGCUUCGAAGAACUCGAGAACUGCGCAGAAAAGGUCUGCGGGCUUGAUGGUCCAGGCUUCGGACUACUAUAUGCACCUGCCCGCCUGUCCCAGGCUAUAGCAUUGACGGUGAAGACUAUAGAUCUUCUUCAUACCCAAUAUGCGCGUUUCUGGGCCCCGGCAAUGCCAUCUCCGUAUGGCAUACAGUACGAUAAUACCAGCUUACCGGUACCGCAAUGGCUGGACUUCACCCAAUUCCAACUCGCACCCUGCGUCGCCGAUAUCUUCGGAGAGCGGUUCCAGAUGCAGCGAGGCAGGUAUGAGGUCUCCCUUAGAACGAAUGCACCCACAGCAAACCUGCUACUAGGCCCAGAUGUAGACGUCUUAGGUCUUCGCCGAUGCCUGGGCUCAACAUUUGCCACACAACCACCUUGUCAGACUAUCGGUGUUUACGCGGUACAGGCACAAGAGGAACCCACCCUGAGACUUCUCGAGCGCAUCCACGACAUCGAAGGCAUUCGUCUUGUCCAGCUUCUCGAAACACUUCACAAACAAACUGGCUCUCUUCUGGAACACUGGAAUGCGGCAGUCGUCAAAGUGCAGACAGGUCUCAAAUUCUAUGAACCGGCUGAAUUAUACUAA